Messenger RNA from Strongyloides ratti, 489 nucleotides. Its product is annotated as 28S ribosomal protein S12, mitochondrial. The coding region runs from base 1 to 489 and encodes 162 amino acids. NCBI's taxonomy places the organism in Eukaryota, Metazoa, Nematoda, Chromadorea, Rhabditida, Strongyloididae. The transcript has 3 exons. Gene Ontology annotation, molecular function: structural constituent of ribosome. The record is from RefSeq and is a predicted model, not a curated record. Gene Ontology annotation, biological process: translation. Gene Ontology annotation, cellular component: small ribosomal subunit; ribosome.
AUGUUUUCAAAUUUAUGUUCAAGUCUAAAAUAUUUGACGAGAAAUAUUUCUUUGUUAUCUCCAACUACUUUAAAUAAUACUUUAAAAUGUACAUCAUUAACAUCUAUUGUUAGAAAUUUUCAAACGUCAUCACCUCUAAUGAGGAAUAACUUUUUACAGCAAUUAUAUGUUCGUAAUGGUCCACCCAAAAGGAAAACUCGUUCAAAAGAUAAACAUGCGAUUAGUGGACACAAUUAUUUUAAAGGAAUAGUUCUUAAAACUGUUAUUCGCCAUCCAAAAAAACCAAAUUCAGGAAACAGGAAGUGUGCAAUUGUUAGAUUAUCUACAGGAAAUGAAGUUUGUGCAUAUAUUCCUGGUAUUGGGCACAAUUUACAAGAACAUUCACAGGUAUUAGUUCGUGGUGGAAGAAGAAGAGAUUUAAUUUCCGUCAAAGCUAAUAUUAUUAGGGGAAAAUUAGAUUGUGCUGCAGUAAAAUCAUCUAAAAAAUAG